Molecule: messenger RNA, 471 nt
Organism: Fusarium keratoplasticum
Lineage: Eukaryota; Fungi; Ascomycota; Sordariomycetes; Hypocreales; Nectriaceae
Exons: 3
Coding region: 1-471 (156 amino acids)
Cellular component (GO): membrane
Source: RefSeq, a predicted model, not a curated record
AUGGAGUCCUUCCUCGGCUUUGACCUCUCCAAAAACUACUCCUUCUUUGCGGUCCCAGCAGCAUUCUUCGUCAUCGCCUUCCCACACAUCUACGGCGUCCGCAUCUCAGCUGGAACCUACGACAACGCCAACCCACGCAGCCACAAAGAAAACGUCGAAAAGAGCGACAAUCUCGACAAGACCAAGAAGCAGCUCAUCCUCCGCGCCAAGGCCGCCACGGAAAACGGCUUCGAGACCAUCGGCUUCUUCGCCGCGGGCGUCGCGGCGGCCAACCACGCUGGGGUGCGCGCUCCCGCCCUCAACGCCCUGAGCUUCGGCUACGUCGCCUGCCGCGCGGCGUACAACGUCGCCUACGUCUGGCUUCAGGCAGACCGCCGGCUGUGCUGGGUGCGCAGCUUGGUGUGGACCGUGGGCAUCGGCCUCAUCACGACGUUGUGGGUGAAGGCUGGGAACAGCAUGUUGGCGGCAUAG